Molecule: messenger RNA, 1629 nt
Organism: Coccomyxa subellipsoidea C-169
Lineage: Eukaryota; Viridiplantae; Chlorophyta; Trebouxiophyceae; Coccomyxaceae
Product: nagb/rpia/CoA transferase-like protein
Exons: 14
Coding region: 97-1629 (510 amino acids)
Source: RefSeq, a predicted model, not a curated record
CUGGAGAGCAAUUAAGAAGGGUUUGACGUUGUCAAAGUGAGACAUGGAUGUCCCCGACACUGGCCUGUCGUAAUAAGACUCCAUGGCAGUCUUACAAUGGGUUGCUUCUUCGCCGAUAAAAGCUUGGAAGCAAUUUAUGAAGCUUCGUUAGCAAGGAGAAGCGCAGGACUGUCAGUAUGGGUCAACAAUAUCAUGGCAAUUGCUUGGAUUUCGUGUAUCCCCAAACUGCUUUUCUAUUCUAUUACUCCGAGAAGAGCCGUUAUAAUAUUGAUCUGGCUCAACAUGGCCAUUUACCACUGUUUGUGCGCAUCAGCCUUGAAGAAGGAAACGAGGCUCUUGAGACACGAGACAAUGAAGAUCUCUUGCGUCAUUGCCAAUGCUGUGGCUGGCAUGGUCUGCAUACUGCUCCUCAAACGCGACGAAAUAGGCCAGGCUGUGCAUCUAUUUGACCACAUCACAGAUAUGGAUCCUGAGAAUAUUCACAUUCCGGAUGGCUCCAUCUCAGAGUCUGAAGUACUGAGGACAAGCCGGGACAGUCGCACUCACAUGGUCUACCUGGACCGAGUGACGCGCCUGGACGCUGCCAGCGAUUUCUUUGGCGAGCAGCAUGUGCCUCGUCGCGCCCUCACCAUGGGCAUCUCGACCAUCCUCAAUGCGCGGCGCAUACUGCUCAUGGCAUUUGGCGAGAACAAGGCUGACAUUGCUGCUCGGGCUGUUGAGGGGCCUGUCACCAGCAAAGUCCCGGCAUCUUUCCUGCAGGAGCACCCAAACGCCACUGUCUUCCUGGACAUUGCAUCAUCAUCUGGGCUCACUCAGACACAGAAGCCCUGGGUGCUAGGCUCUGUCUGCUGGAACGAGCUGCUGGUGCAUGUGGCAUAUCAGACAUCAGGCUGCAUAGCUGUGCAUGACCAUGAUGCGCUGCGCCACCUGGACUUUGUUGAGCGCUUGGCCAGCACCACUGGACCAGGCGCUGCUCAGGCCCGCAAAACGCAUGCAGAGAUCAAGUCCUUUGUCGCCAAGAAGAAGUCAGGAGAGGUAGAUACCCCACGGCUGCAGCAGGUCAAGACUCUGAUAAGGUACACAGAGGCCACCAGUGCGGCUGGCGUCUGCGGUGUCCCUGGAGAGCGUGCUCACUUCCUGGACAUGCCCUUCUAUGAGACUGGCACGGUAGCAAAGAAGGAGCUUUGCGAUGAAGACAUCCGCCUGAUCGUGGAGCUGUUUCAGAGGGUGCAUCCCCAGCAGAUAUAUGCUGCUGGCGACCUGUCGGAUCCCCAUGGGACGCACCGCACUUGCCUGAAGGCAGUUCUCCAGGCCGUGGAUGAGGUGAAGGCGCAGGCUUGGUUCCAGGGGACAGAGGUCUUCCUCUACCGCGGCGCAUGGCAGGUGGAGGCCAUCUUCAGGCACGAGUCGCAGAAGGACCGCGCACUGUUCCCAGGUGCAGAUGACAGGGAGUUCUGGCAGCGGGCCAAGGAUCGCAACAAGGCAACUGCAGGCCUGUACAACAAGCUGGGGCUCCCAGAGUAUGAAGCUAUGGAGGCCUUUGUGCGCUACGAUCCCUUCAAGCCCUCGCACCUCUUCAGGAAGGCUGCCAAAGCGUGCCAUGCACAUGCUGGCAAUCAGGCAUGCUAG